Messenger RNA from Nothobranchius furzeri (turquoise killifish), 3938 nucleotides. It is a transcript of the gene mlphb, whose product is annotated as melanophilin b. Gene Ontology annotation, molecular function: actin binding; small GTPase binding; myosin binding. The record is from RefSeq and is a predicted model, not a curated record. Gene Ontology annotation, cellular component: cortical actin cytoskeleton. Gene Ontology annotation, biological process: intracellular protein transport. Lineage: Eukaryota; Metazoa; Chordata; Actinopteri; Cyprinodontiformes; Nothobranchiidae.
GGAGGGGGAGGGAGGGGAGGAGGCAGGCUUUCUUCUCCUGGUUAACUAGACAUGUGAUUAGCUGUGCCGUCUGCUGCUGAUCCUGCAGCCAUUCUGCUCUGCUUCAGAGGAGAAAGCGCCUCCAGCCUGAAGGAUGCUCGGAGCUGCAGGGACCAAGCUGGAUCUGUCCAAACUCACGGACGAGGAGGCCAAACAUGUGUGGGACGUCAUCCAGAGAGACUUUGACCUGAGAAAGAAGGAGGAGGACAGACUGGGAGAGCUGAAGAGUAAAAUCCAGAAGGAGGACACCAAGAGAGAGUUGCUGGGGACUCAGAGCAGCCUGACAGACUCCUACUGCAUCCGCUGUCUUCAGCCCUUCAAGUUCCUAGUCAACGCCAAGCGUCAGUGUUUGGACUGCCGGUUUCAUGUGUGCAGGUCCUGCAGCCACUACAGCAGGAAGGAGCAUGGCUGGGUGUGUGACCCGUGCCACAUGGCUAGGGUCCUCAGGAUCGGUACUUUGGAGUGGUACCAUGAGAACGUGCGUGCUCGUUUCAAGCGCUUUGGCAGCGCCAAGGUGAUGCGAUCGCUGUUCAAGAGGCUGAGUGGAGAACACAGCUGCUCUCAGAGUGAUCUUGGAGAACCACCUGACUUUGACGCACGAAGCGUGCCAGACGUCCACAAUGGAUACGAGGAGCACGGCUUGGAAGCAUCAGACUCACAACAGUUUAAAGACAUGAAAAAGAUCAAAAGGCGUCUGACCGUCGACCCGUUUGAUUUCAUCCUCUGCUGCGAGCGCUCCAAUGCCUCGAGGCGACACAAGGAUCAGGUGAGAGGGGGUCAGAGUUCACUCAGGCCUGCAUGGCUGUGGUUUUCCACCAGAUCCAGGAGCAGCAAAGAGGCCAGGACCAGGACAUGGUUCCACACCACGAUGACCUGGUGUUUGUGGAGAACCACGCUGUCCCGUCUCGCUCUGUGUCCCGGCUCAUCUACUCCUCCUGUGGCAGCGGGAACGCUGGAGGUCCGAGGGGGGGCAGCAGCUUCCUGCCUGACCUGGACGACUCUGAAGGAGAGGAGGAUCCUUGUGAGCGGUAUCCGGUGUAUCAUUCCCACCCAGAACCCUGCAGCCACGCGUCUCAAGAGAGCCUGGACUCUGCGCCGCAGGUCUUUAAAUCCCGCUGCUGCAGGAGGAUGUAAACGAGCUUUAAUGGGUUCGAGGGUGUUGUUAUGCAUCAGCUUUCAGAAGAUCUCUGACCUGAACAGACGGAUGUUUGCUGUUGAGACCUUCUUGAAUCGCUUAGAGCAGAAGGUUGUUCCACCAAACUUUGGGAGUCUGACUCCACAAAGCAUCUCUCCUCCUCCUCCUGCUCCUCCUCAGUGGGAGGAGGUGGAAAAUGAAGAGCAGCUGCUCAGACAAAAGCUGCAUGAGUUAACAGACAACAUCAGUGAUCAAAGUUCUGAUGAAGAUGGGUUCAGCAGGCCGGAUCCUUCUCAGGAGGUCCCAACCAGGAGAAGCCCACAGAUGAAGCCCAAGCCUUCCAGAAUCCCCACCAGACCCACUUCCAGUGCCAGCACCAGGAGCUCCAGAGAGGAGGAGGAGCUGAGCGGCUCUCAGAAGACGGACCUCUCAAUAGAGAGCCUGGAGAGGAAGGAGCGCCCCCUGCAGGAGGCCUCCAUGGGGAGCUUCCGAGGCUCCACAGCUCUGCUCGUUGAGCUGGAGGAUCAAGUGGCUCAGGCUGCUGCCGAUGUUCAGAACGCUCAGAGUCAGGUUUCUUACAUAGAGAACAGGAUCGCUGCCCUGAAAGCCGCCAGCAUCCCAUCAGAGAAAAGACAGAAGUCAGCAAUCCCGAUCCAGGCCAGAAGACUCUCCCACAACUUUCCCACAAACUCGUUUGUGAGGAGCUCUGUCUACAGGGGCUCUCUGACCCAAAGGAACCCGGUGGCAAAGCCCAAACCCCAGCCCCCCUGUGCGAAACCACUGAUGACUCCGGGCUCAUGAGGAGGCGCCUCAGUGUCAUGUGACCGUCGCUGUGGCUGAGAUGAAUAAGAACACCAAGUCAUGACGAGUCGUCUCGAGGAUCUUCACAGAGUAAACCUUCCAGUUGAGUUCAGGUCAUCAAGCUAUUCAGCUUCCUAUAUAAGGAACCCAGCAGGCUGCAUCGAGUCACUGACUAGUGUCAGAGUCUUUACAGCAAUCCUCAUACUAAGCAAGCAUGCAGCAACAGUGGAGAGGAAAACUCCCUUUUAACAGGAAGAAACAUCCGGAGCAGCUGUCCACCAUCUUUAAAGGCUUGCUGCUCAGACUUCUGUUUGCUUUGAGAAUCUUCCACACAGGAUCUGAUAGGUGAUCCAGGGUUAGGCUCCGCCCCCUCUACGUAUCGUGGAAUGUACUGUUGAUGCUGCUUUGAAUCUGAUCCCCAGACAGUUUCACAUCAACACACAAAUGUGCACCAGGACUAGCCUGGCAAGCCAGACUAAAUAAAUGUAUUAUUUAGUCUGGCCACGCUCCAUUGACGGCUCUUGGUUGUGGGGCGGGUUCUACCGUUGUCUUUCAAAUGAUCUCCGCAUUCCACUGGACAAUGAAUGUGACAUACUCUUGUUUCACUCUGUUGCAUCAUCCCACCCACCAGGCAUAUAGAGUGCCCUGAUUGGCCCACAAAUCGGAUAAAGCUCUGUGAUUCGUUCACUAAGCAGAUAGAGCACUAUGAUUGGCCCACCAUUAUGGACCAAUCACAGCUCUUUAUGUGUUUGAAACCCCUCUAGAGAGCUGGGAUUGGCUAGCCAGAGUCCUGGUAGGAGCUGUUGAGGUUCCAAUGGAGCAUGCCUAGACCAAACUUUGCAAAGCAAGAAUUUGGUCUAGUUCACUAGGCUACACCAGGACAGCAGAAAGCCUAAAUGUCUGGUGCUCUGAAUGUUUCUGUUAGAACUGAGGAAAGUCCUCAGGUAAAUCACACAAGGCAGCUUCGGCUGUGUGUGCCUUCACUUGUCUGGAAAGGAAGUUACGGGUGAGUUAGUUCAUGGAGGACUUGUAUCUUCCUCCUGGACCAAACUUUUCACAAGUAGGUUUAGUUUUCUUCAUUCAAACUAACUGAAGCAUUCUGAUGUGGAACUAGUUCCAGCAGCAACAUCUGCAAAGCAGCAGAAACUCUGAUUUCAACACUGAAAUCAUCCACGUCUGAUCCUUUACUACUUUAUUCUUCUCGCUGUGUGGCCUUUCUCUGAUUCUCUGGGGAAACGGCAGGAACUUGGUUUCAAUCAACUUAAUGAAUCAUCUUUUUAUAGCUGAGAUUCCUCAUGUUUCGCUGCUCAAAGCAGAAAUGUGAUGGAGCAGCUGCCAAUUUGGAGAAAAUCAAUUUUCAGCUGCAAAAAGAAACGGAGGAAGACCAGAGGAAAGUUUUAGAUCUUUAUUUCUGCUGCUGGAUUGUUGCUGAUCAGUCAGAAACUCUUUCUGUUGAACCUUCAGCAGGCCCUGACGGAGGUUUUCUGUACGAAGCUGCCGAAUUUUAACCAAAAAGACGAGACUAGAUGUCCUCAGCUGUUCCAGCUUAAUGAAGAGUUCCUGAUCCUCAUUCCAGAAGCAGAAAACGGAGCAGAGAACUUCUGGAUCAGAUCCACUCUGAGGAAAGUCAGUGUGCUAGACACAAAUAAAAAACAUUAAAUGGGAUUUCCUGUAGCAUCUGAAUAAAUAAACAAAAAUAAUCCAGAGAAACAUUUUUGCUCCUUUUUAGAAUAAAUGACUGGAGCGGUCUGAGUUUCAUCUGUUAGAGCGCUUUCUGUCGCGUGUUUCUGAUGGAGCUGAUUGAGUCAAUAAGGUCAUUAGAGCAUGAAAGAGAACAAAUUCUUUGAUGUUGAAAGGAUUCUUUUUGUUGCAUGAGAAUAAAUCUGAUUAUUGUAUUUAUUAUGAUGAUGGCGCAGCUCCAGAUUAAAAACAGAAUAAAUCUGACAGGAAUCCAAACCCAAAA